GCCUUUGUGGGAUGGUGGCCCACAUGAUGUUUACUACCAUAUUCCAGCUGGCUGUUGCCACCGGGCCAGAAGAUUGGAGACCCAAAACAUGGGACUACAGCUGGUCUUAUUUAUUAGCAUGGGGCUCUUUCGGCACCUGCAUGGGGUCUGCAGUGACGGCACUGAACCGCUACACAAAGACGAUCAUCGAGUUUAAAUACAAACGGCGGAACAUCGAGAAGAGCCUGAUGAUAAAGCAGAACAUGAUGGAGAUGAACGUCCCCGAGCAGAUGUGGGACAUGUACCUGACUACUGUGCCGGUUGAUGCCGAGGCACCUCUAGAACUGCCGGUCAACGGCCACAAGCCGUCCACAGGAACAGCGUACGAGGUCGAAAUGGACAAUGUACCAGAACCACAAGGAGAGGCGUACUGUUAAAGAUGGAAACGUUUCUGGGGUUGAUUUCCUGGACCUACACUGACUCUUGUUCUUGGAUUUAAAUAUUUACUUCAGGACUUUUUUUUUGUAUAUUUUGUUCCUCUCCACACAUCAGAUGUGUCUGGUUCUUAAAAAAAGAUAAUGUGAGAAGCGGGGAAGGGAAAAGGGCUACAUUUCACGCUAAACUGGAUGUAAAUGCUCCUUCUGUACCAUCAGGGACGUAUCGCCAAAUCAUCGCAGGUCUACCUGCACAGACCAGACUCUGUUUGAAGUGUCCAGUAAGAUCUGAUGUUGGACAGUCGGUCAGCUAUAAAAGAUUUAAAAAAAGACAACAAAUUAAUGUCAAAUAGCAAACUGGGACACAAAUGUCUGCCAAGACAUACAAAACAACCACCGAACCUGUGAAACAACCACUCCAACAAUGAAAAAACCCAAGACCGCUGCAAAGUUUGUAGAUAUUCUCCACGACUGACUGUUCAGGAUUUUCUUUUUUUUUUAAAGAACAUCUCUCGAUAAGAUUUUACAUCAGGAAUUUGCCUUUUCUGUCAACUCCCCUGAAACAGCUGCUGUCUUUACACUCUGGUAUGAGUGAGACAUGCUGUAUC
Messenger RNA from Neolamprologus brichardi, 1021 nucleotides. The record is from RefSeq and is a predicted model, not a curated record. Lineage: Eukaryota; Metazoa; Chordata; Actinopteri; Cichliformes; Cichlidae.